GUAGGCUUAUAUUACUUUACCAAAUGUCGAACACCCAGAUUUAGUGGUGUUCAACCUAAACAAGGUUUUCUCACGACGUUUUUCUGUCAUACAAACAGGAAAUAGACCGGCGUCAUGGAAGAAAUUGGAAUUACUUUACCUGAAAAAGAAGAUUCUGGACUGACAGAAUCAAGGCCUGGCACUGCUCAGACUGUUGCACAUGUAGAUCCUCUAGCAAUAGAUAUUGAAGAUCUUUAUGUGAAAUAUAAGAAACUCCAGAGGCAGCUAGAAUUUUUAGAAGUUCAAGAAGAAUACAUCAAAGAUGAGCAGAAAAACUUGAAGAAGGAAUACCUGCAUGCACAGGAGGAAGUCAAAAGAAUUCAGAGUGUCCCACUUGUGAUUGGGCAGUUUUUAGAAGCUGUUGAUCAAAACACUGGCAUAGUUGGAUCAACAACUGGUUCAAACUACUAUGUGCGAAUUUUGUCAACUAUAGACAGGGAAUUGUUGAAACCAUCUGCUAGUGUUGCUCUCCACAAGCACAGCAAUGCCUUGGUUGAUGUCUUGCCUCCUGAAGCUGACAGUAGCAUUACAAUGCUUGGAGCAGAUGAGAAGCCUGAUGUAAUGUAUGCAGAUAUUGGUGGUAUGGACAUACAGAAACAGGAGGUACGAGAAGCUGUAGAACUUCCUCUUACUCACUUUGAUCUCUACAAACAAAUCGGCAUUGAUCCACCUAGAGGUGUGCUCAUGUUUGGUCCACCUGGUUGUGGUAAAACUAUGUUGGCAAAGGCUGUAGCACAUCACACUACAGCUGCAUUUAUAAGAGUUGUUGGUUCAGAGUUUGUACAAAAAUACCUAGGAGAAGGUCCACGUAUGGUUAGAGAUGUGUUCAGGCUUGCCAAAGAAAAUGCACCAGCUAUUAUAUUUAUUGAUGAAAUUGAUGCUAUAGCAACCAAAAGAUUUGACGCACAAACUGGAGCUGACAGAGAAGUUCAGAGAAUUUUACUGGAGCUGCUUAAUCAGAUGGAUGGUUUUGAUCAGACAGUUAAUGUUAAGGUUAUCAUGGCUACAAACAGACAUGACACAUUAGAUCCUGCCUUGUUACGUCCAGGCCGUUUGGAUCGUAAGAUAGAAUUUCCCAUUCCAGACCGUCGUCAAAAGCGUCUCAUCUUCUCAACUAUCACAGGCAAAAUGAACCUCAGUGAAGAAGUAGAUCUUGAAGAUUAUGUGGCUAGACCUGACAAGAUCAGUGGUGCUGAUAUCAAUGCCAUUUGCCAGGAGGCGGGCAUGCAGGCUGUGAGAGAGAACAGAUAUGUUGUUCUAGCCAAGGACUUUGAGAAGGGAUACAAAAAUAACAUCAAGAAGGACGAAACAGAGCAUGAAUUCUAUAAAUAAAAUAACCUUGAACUCUGUCAUAGAUUGGACCAAGUUUCUGAAAAUAUUUUGAGUUAACUGUGCUAUAAUAUUGUGAUUACCUGUUAAGAUGUUUGAAACAUGGUAAAUGUCCAGAUAUACCUAACAUUGAGAGAAUUGCCAUGUCAGAGUCUAAAUCUGGUGUAAGCCCUAAUUUUAUGGCGCUUUACUUGUUCAUGCAAAAUAAAAGACAUAAAUAAAGUUCAGUACAUUA
Mercenaria mercenaria is the source of this 1603-nucleotide messenger RNA. Its product is annotated as 26S proteasome regulatory subunit 6B. Gene Ontology annotation, molecular function: ATP hydrolysis activity; ATP binding; proteasome-activating activity. Gene Ontology annotation, cellular component: proteasome regulatory particle, base subcomplex. Lineage: Eukaryota; Metazoa; Mollusca; Bivalvia; Venerida; Veneridae. Bases 115 to 1371 code for a protein of 418 amino acids. The transcript has 9 exons. The record is from RefSeq and is a predicted model, not a curated record. Gene Ontology annotation, biological process: proteasome-mediated ubiquitin-dependent protein catabolic process.